AUGAUGAAACUUCAGAUAUCUAACGAACAAGACAGGAAAGAAGCCCAAAAUAGAGAGAGAAAGAGACAAUGCGAGUUGGAAAGAAGAUCAAGGAUCUUCAAUGCUCGAAAUCGAAAGAUUGGUAUCGACCUACCGUUCUUGGAGCGGCAGGUGGCUGAGAAAAGAGUUGAGAGAGAUGAACAGGAGAAGAAUAAUCUUGCCUUUGCUAAACAAAUGAUCAAAGACAGCAAUUUAGCGGUGGUACUUGAAGCACGGGAACAAGAGGAGCGGCGCCGCAUUAACGUAGAAAUAGACGAGUUCCGAAAGAAUUACCAACGACUGGAAGAUCGCAGAGAGUACGAUCUCAACAACCCUGAUGUGUUGAAAGUUCAGCUGCCGCCGAGAGCGUCUGAUGGGGAACCAGUGGGGAUGUCUAGCGCUCAGAAAUUUGAAGGUGAAGAUUUGGAGUACGAGGAAAGAAAGAAAAUAAUGGCGGAACAGAAGAAUGCGUGGCUUGAACAGCAGGUGCAGGAGAGAAAGGCAGCACAGGAAGAGAGGAAAGCCGCUGAAGCUGCCUAUAUGAUGGCGAUUAAAGCAAGAGACGCGCGCGCGAGUGAAUUAGAUAAACUGGAGAGAGAGUGUCGAUAUCGACUGGGACAGGCCAACCUACGGUACAACGAAGCAUUGGCAGCUGAAAAGAAACAGCUAGAGCAAAUAAUGAAAGAGCAAGAGGAAGCCGACAACACGGCUGAGAUGUACAACAACCUAACAUCGGAUAUGCUCACUGAGAACCCUGACGUCGCCAAGAGUGCCCUCGGGAAGAACAGGGCCAUCGGCUUCAUGUACAAGGGGAUGAAUCAGGAAGAGUUGAAGAAAUUUUAUGCAGCGCAAAAAGAACAAAUGGCUGCCGCAAAGGCAAAACGCGAAGGUGAAGAAAAGAUGGAAGCAGAAUGGCAGGCGCUCGCAAAAUCCAUACAACGAGAGGUGGCGGCUCAGGACAUCGUUGACCAACGAAAGAGAAGGGAGAUCGCUCGCCAGCUUAUGGAGGAAAAUCAAUUGAUGGCUCUUCAGCAAAAAGAGAAAGAGAAAUACUACAAAGAAGUGGUCUACAACAACACUCCAACUGACGAUUACUACUCCCAGUUUAACACUACCACGAGAUAA
Molecule: messenger RNA, 1143 nt
Organism: Pieris macdunnoughi
Lineage: Eukaryota; Metazoa; Arthropoda; Insecta; Lepidoptera; Pieridae
Source: the annotation of a GenBank genome assembly